AUGAAUUGGAGACCCAAAUACCACUACGAACGCUCACAUACACAAACCACUAGCACUUCUGUUUGCAGCCAUUACCACACUAUCUCUCUCUCGUUUCUUAUAAAAAUUAACCAAACUUGGAAAAGUGGGUUCACUUUGCCACAUUGCGUAAUAAAACUGUCCGUGAUGUUGCUCUCAGGUGUAGGUGGAUGGCGAGAAAAAGACGGAAACGUGAGGAACUCAGUUUGUGGAAGAAGUUAAGAGACAAGAAGGUGAAUCUGGUGGUCAAUAUGUGAUUACUUUGACUAUGAUAAGUUAUAUGCUUUCCUUGUAACUUGUGAACACAUUCGGAGGACUCACUUUAAAAGGAGCUCCAAAAUCUGCUAAAGUAUAUGGAGGGCAUUUUAUGAUGGAAGGUUGAUCGAUGGUCAUCACCCAGAGAAAGGCGGUUGGAAUUGGACCUAAAGUUGGUUGCUGAUAUAGGAAUAGUGGGUGCUCCAAAUGCAGGAAAAAACAUGUUUUUAAGUGUUAUUAGUGUUAACAUGUAGUGUUGUUUGACAUGUAAUGUUAGGUAACUUGUUUGACAUUUAGAUGAAAUUGAAUGUUUUGGUAUAUUUGUUUUUUUAUUAUGUGUAUUCACGUUGUAAAUGUGUAUCGUAAAUACACAUCGUAAAUGUGUAUCGUCACUGGUAGCUG
Molecule: messenger RNA, 675 nt
Organism: Lactuca virosa
Lineage: Eukaryota; Viridiplantae; Streptophyta; Magnoliopsida; Asterales; Asteraceae
Source: the annotation of a GenBank genome assembly